GGCGCUUUGCGGGACUCCAGAGGCGAACAUGGGCUGCAGUUUGACCACCGCCUGCCUAAAGACACUUAAGAAUUAAAAUGUGUGAGAGAUCCCUGCUGAAGGUGGAACAAUGUGUCGGUUUCUCUGAAGAAUUCCCUCAUCUCCAUCCGACUCCCUGCUUGAAAAGUUAAGAGAAAGAAAGAAGAGAGAGAGAGAGAGAGAGAGAGACGGAAACUUUCAGUCCUUAGAUCCUUUGAGCGAUUCCAAGGAAUCCAAUCAGGGAGUUUCAUGCUUAAUAUUUCUCCUCUAAGGUCCAGGCUGUAAGGGGAGCAGAAGGUCUCUGAGCUCCAAUGCCAGUGGACAUGCAGCCACAUCAGGGGCUGUAUUACUAUGAGACCUCACCCAGCCAGCCCUCAAGAGGACUCGUCCCGUCGGACCAGUCUCCCUACAGCGACGUGUCUCCACUCCGAGCCCCUCUCCUCGAUGGCUCUCCUCAGGACUGCCACUCCAUGUACAAUCCCAUGUCUACCAGCAUGACUCAUGGAUCAGGUCCAGUUCAGGGAAACAGCCACUGCUUGGAUCAAUACAUGAGGCCCCCACAGGCCCCCCCACCGCACAGUAUGAUGGGCCACAGGGGCAUGCCUCCCACAGAGGGCAGCAUCAGCACCCCCUACUGUAACCAGAAUAACAUGAUGUCAUCGCAUCCAAACUUCUGCCAAGUUCAGCCCAGCUCUGAGCAGAUCGGCUCGGGUGAUGGCUCACGGUUCUCCACUCCUCGCUCCAUGUUGAAGUUGAGUAAAAAGAGAGCUCUGUCCAUCUCACCUCUAUCUGAUGCCAGUUUGGACCUGCAGACAGUCAUUCGGACUUCGCCCAACUCACUGGUGGCCUUCGUUAACUCUCGCUGUAACCCCAACGGAGCUAGCUCCUAUGGUCAUUUGUCAGUCAGCGCCAUGAGUCCAUCUCUGAGUUAUUCCAGCAACGUGAACUGCCACUCCAGACAGGGAUCCAUCUACGGGGGAAACGGGGGAACACCUCUGGGUGUUCACACACCAGGUCCCUGCCAGGCUUCUCGUUUACCUCCCCACAAUCCAAGACUCCUCGCCCCGCCGAAGCAUGGACAUCAGUUGAAAACAGAGCCAGGUCUGAUAGGCGUGAUGGACGGCAUAAAUGUGAAGAACUUGGAGGAAAGGUCGGAGGGAGAUGUAGCCAGUCCUUCUUCCACCGGCACUCAGCAGGAUCAUCUGAUCGGCCUAUUGGAUGGCAGAGACGACUUGGACAAGGAGGACGGGAAGCCAGAGCCAGAGGCCAUCUAUGAGACCAACUGUCGCUGGGAGAGCUGCAACAAGGAGUUUGACACUCAAGACCAGCUUGUUCAUCACAUCAAUAAUGAGCACAUCCAUGGAGAGAAAAAAGAGUUUGUCUGUCACUGGCAGGAGUGCUCUCGAGAGCAGAGGCCUUUCAAAGCCCAGUACAUGCUUGUGGUUCACAUGCGCAGACACACAGGAGAGAAGCCACACAAGUGCACUUUUGAAGGCUGUAAUAAGGCCUACUCUCGCCUGGAGAAUUUGAAGACCCACUUACGCUCUCACACAGGGGAGAAACCAUAUGUAUGUGAGCACGAGGGCUGCAAUAAAGCCUUUUCCAACGCUUCAGACCGGGCAAAGCACCAGAACCGAACUCAUUCCAAUGAGAAACCUUAUGUUUGUAAGAUUCCUGGUUGCACUAAAAGAUACACGGAUCCAAGCUCAUUGCGAAAGCAUGUUAAGACGGUACAUGGCCCAGAGGCCCACAUUACUAAGAAGCAUCGUGGAGACACAGGCCCUCGACCCCCUGGCUCAACUCUGACCUCUGGAGGCCAAACAUCUGAGCUGUUGCAUGAAAAAGAGGAAACAUGCAGGGAAGACUGCAAACUGUUGGCGCCUGAGACUGCUCUGAAAUCUCAGCCGAGUCCUGGGGCUCAGUCAUCUUGUAGCAGCGAACGCUCUCCACUGGGGAGCACCAACAACAACGACAGCGGUGUUGAAAUGAACCUGAAUGCAGCGGGAAGCUUGGAUGAUCUUACAGCUUUAGAAGAUGGAGGUGGAGGCGGGGGAGGAGGGGAGCCAGGAACAAUGGGAAUGUCAGCACAGGCUCUAAAGCGGCUGGAGAACCUGAAGAUUGACAAGCUAAAACAAAUUCGAAGGCCGACCCCUCCUGGACGUUGUGCAAACAACAAGCUUCCUGCCAUUCCUGGUUCAGGGGAGAAUAUGGGAAUGUGUGCACCUUCUCCACUUAACCGACGAGUGAUGGAGUUGUCCAACCAUGAGAUCGGUGUGGGAAACAUAGCAAACUCCAUGAAUGACAGGAGAGGAAGUGGCACAAGCAGUCUAAGCUCAGCGUACACAGUCAGCCGUCGCUCCUCUAUGGCAUCCCCUUACCUAUCCAGUAGACGCUCCAGCGACGUCUCACAAAUGGGAGGGGCAGCAGGGGGCGGAUGUCACCUCCUCAGUCCAGAACAAGCUGUGGGUGACCCUCUCUCACCCGAAACCUAUCGCAGAGGAGCUCCAUGUCCUGGAGGUGGAGGAUUACCAGGUCUCCCCAACUUAACACCUGCUCAGCACUACAACCUAAAGGCCAAAUAUGCUGCAGCUACUGGUGGACCCCCACCCACUCCUUUACCUAAUAUGGAGCAGCCUGGAACAACAGUUAGAAGAGGAGGACCUUUGAGUGAGUACCAGGGGCAGCCCUUACCGCCUUUCCUGCAGCAAGGAGGUCCUCGGCGUCACAGUGCCAACACAGAAUAUGGGACUGGAGUUAUCUACCCUCACCAAGCUCCAGGUAACAACACCAGGCGGGCUAGUGACCCGGUCCGAUCAGUCGCAGACCCCCAAGCUCCACCUAAACGCUUUAACAGCCUCAAUAACGUGGCAAUGAUGGGUCGCAGAAAUGCACUACAACUUCGUAGCUCUGACAGCAGUCUUUCCCGCCACAUGUACUCUCCUCGGCCACCUAGCAUCACAGAAAACGUAAUGAUGGAAGCUAUAGGUAUGGAGCCCCAUCUCAACACUGGCAAUACCAGGGAUCGUUCCAUGAUGAUGACUUCUGCAGAGAGAAAUUUGAUGGGUUACCAGCAACAGAAUCAGACAAUGGUAGGUGGAGGUCCGCUUCCAAAUCAGCUGUCCCCGAGCAUUGACUCUCUGGCUUGCCCAGACCCCGGUUACAUGCAAAGACAAUACCAAGGACAUGGAGAGGUCCUUCCCAGAGCUAGUGGGAAUCCAUUAGGACAAGUGAGACCUACACCACAAGAUGGAAUGUCAAAUACACUUCUCCAACAGGCUGAGUAUUGUAUGAGCACCUGCCAGCUGAGUCCUUCAGGCCUGCAUUACCGAGGCGUAGGUCAGGGCAGCGACAGUGGAGGUCCAUGGAGUGACAACCAAAUCCAAUCUUCAAGCCAUGCAAGUCAGAACCAGCAAACAGUGCAGUACUCAGAUUCCAGUCUGCAGCCUCAACACACCCAAGCACACUUCAACAAUCAGACAACUCUCUAUAACAAUCCCGAUGGCACUCCUAAACCUUUCAUCAAGCCCGAGCAGCAGUUUCACUCUGGUAUGGGUGGUGGAGAUGCCUGUCAGAGUGCUAAACUCCGACAGCAACAAAACCUCUUGCAGCAAACACAGGCUUACCCCCAACAGAGUAGCCAAGUCAUCAUGAGGAACUCUAGCCAUCCCAGCUGUGACUUUCAAGGGCAGAACCCAAAUUCAUAUGCCAGUGGAGGGGGCUUAAGUUUGGGCUGUGCUGGUUCAGCGCUUUCAGAGGGCCAAAGGUCAGAAACCCCAAUGAUGCAGGUCAAGGAGAUAAUGGUGAGAAAUUAUGUUCAAUCCCAGCAAGCCCUCAUGUGGGAGCAGCAACAAGAACAAGAGCAACAGAAUGGUAUGAAGCCACCUUCUCUCUCUGACAACAUGGGCUUGAGUGCUCAAACAGCAAUGAUGCAGCGCAGUCCAGAGCACCAAAAUCAGAACCCAUAUUCCAACCAGAUGUAUCCCUCUUAUCCAGAACGUAAUCUGGUCAUGAGCCCUGCUGCCCAGAGCCGAGGAUCAGCUUCUGGUACACCUAAAGAUCCGCACCUGACAGGUUUCCAAGGUACAUGCUAUAAUCAGGAAAUGGUGGUACCCAGGCCUCCUCAGGGCCGUAAGCCUCUUAGCCGCCAGAAUAGCCUGCCACAGGUAGGUGGAGGUUACCUUGGCAGCGCCCCCCACCUCAGUCCUGUCCACUCCACUUCCAGCCCAAGACGAGGGGUGCGACUUCCACCGGUCCAGCAUUCCCAACACCCCCAAAAUGAAAUGUUUUCUCCCUCAAAUAAUAACAACAACAACAUGUAUUACACGGGUCAGAUAAAUCUGCAAAUGGAGAAACAGCGGGACCUCCAGAACGGCCCUUGCCAUAACCAGGCAAACAAUAUGGGGCCAAACAUGGACCCAGUAGGUGACACAAAAUCUGCCCCUAUGGCCCCCUAUCCGGAGUCUAGUCCUAUCUCAAAUGCAUUAGAAAAUCUGGACCUGGAGAAUGCUCGCAUUGACUUUACCUCCAUCAUCGAUGAAGCUGAUUCUUCCUCGUUUAGUCCAGUCAACAAUCCCCUUCAGGGUAAUCCAGGAUCUUCCUCACAGGCUUCUUCCCGCCUCACCACCCCACAGACUUCAGUCAGCCUGGCUCCAGGAAAUGGCCUGUCCAACAUGGCUGUGGGUGACAUGACCUCCAUGCUAACCUCACUGGCUGGGGAAAAUAAGUACCUGAACACUCUGUCUUAGAGAACUCUUGGGCAGCUCAGCGUGUACUAGCUAAAGACAAGCAAUAAACACUGGCCUUGGCCCUGCAUGUGUUUUAAAGAUGAAUUCUGUCACUUUGAGAGAUUUAGAGUAAAGGUUUAGCCAGACCAGGACAACUUUAAAGUGGAGCACAUCAUAAGAUGUUUCAAAUAUUAAAAUGAUAUAAACUGCCUGUAUCUUUAAAACCAGCUGUAGCUCACUAAAAGGAAUAAAAAAAAAUGAAAUCACAUAUAAAAAAAUAUGCAAGUCACCAUCAGAAACCUUAAACCAAAGGUGCCAGCUUGUUCUUCAUUUAUGAUUUUUCCCAUGCUGCCUUGGUACGGUUCUUCUGUGCCUUAGUGUAAGACAAGAACCUGUUUUUUGAUCUGAACAUAUGAUGCUGAACAGUUUUUUUAUCAAUCAAAAAGGGCUAUGGCAACAGUGGAACCAGGAAGGAUUUAUGUAAAUAUGUUUUAUAUAUAUAUAUA
Molecule: messenger RNA, 5248 nt
Organism: Cyprinodon variegatus (sheepshead minnow)
Lineage: Eukaryota; Metazoa; Chordata; Actinopteri; Cyprinodontiformes; Cyprinodontidae
Gene: gli1
Product: GLI family zinc finger 1
Exons: 13
Coding region: 330-4763 (1477 amino acids)
Biological process (GO): regulation of transcription by RNA polymerase II; smoothened signaling pathway
Cellular component (GO): nucleus
Molecular function (GO): DNA-binding transcription factor activity, RNA polymerase II-specific; RNA polymerase II cis-regulatory region sequence-specific DNA binding
Source: RefSeq, a predicted model, not a curated record